Messenger RNA from Toxotes jaculatrix (banded archerfish), 1042 nucleotides. RefSeq names its product sperm acrosome membrane-associated protein 6 (gene spaca6). Gene Ontology annotation, biological process: fusion of sperm to egg plasma membrane involved in single fertilization. The transcript has 9 exons. The record is from RefSeq and is a predicted model, not a curated record. The coding region runs from base 1 to 996 and encodes 331 amino acids. Lineage: Eukaryota; Metazoa; Chordata; Actinopteri; Toxotidae.
AUGUGCACAUCUGCUUUGUGGCUCCUGUGUGUUAGCUUGCUGUUCAGCACCUCUCUGAGCUGCUAUCAGUGCUUUGUUGAUGUGGAAGACAGUCUUCGCCUGUGCUGGGGUCACAUUCUGACUGAACACAAUAUUAGAAAUGUUGAUGCCUGCUUCAGGAAGCUGGACCGCAUAUUCAACAACAAUGAGAAAGUGAUUGAAGCUGGCAGAGUGGGUAAAGGGUACGACAAACAGCUGAAGGAACUUUUGGACGCAGAGAUCCUUCCCAUGGUAGAAGAAUUCGACAAAAGGCUGAAUGACGACACAGUGUAUGAGGAAAGGUUGCAGACAGCGGCAGACAAUUUCAUCGCAGCUGCCUCCAAACUGCCUAGAGUCUCUGGAUGUCUCCCUCCAUGUGGUUUUCAGAGUGCAGGUGCAGAAUACAACUGCAUUACCUGCCAGUACGACUCCUGUGAAUUUCCUCUCGACUGUCCAGUUAAAGAAAUUAAAGUAAUGGAGAACAGCAGGCGCCAAAUGUGGUGCAAUGUGCCAUUUCACCUACCAGACGACAUCGAGGUAAUCUGGAGGUUUGCAGAAGAGGUAAAAACCCAGGAGGUGGAUCAGUUUAAAGAAGUGACUGCAGGGGUGGACAGGCUCUAUUCUAUCCCUUCAGCCAGACUGCAGCAUCAUGGCACCUACCUGUGUGAGAUCUACUCUGGCCAACGGUCCAUUGUGAGACUGUACUACUAUCUCACAGUGACCCCCCAGGUUGUGGUAGGCCACACAGAGCUGCAGGAGAUAUUCGACCUGUCUCUGCUCCCAGGAGGGCGUUUACUCCCUGCGCCGGGUGGUCCUACCCUCUUCCCCCUCCUCCCUUCGCCACUGCUUCUCACAGCCUGUUUAACUGCUCUGCUGCUGCUGCUAUUCCUCUCCCUAGGGGUUCUGUACUGGUCAUUAGUACCAGAAGAAACAAGUCUUUCUAAACAAGCAGAUGGAAAUGAAGAUUUAGGACUCUGAGGGCUAGAAAGCUACAUUUGGCACAAUAAAGGCAUUUCAACAAGCC